AUUACUCCUGUAUCCAGAAUUUCCCAAGGAGUGCCACUUGCUGCUUAAAUGUCAAGUGCUGAGCAAUUCCUCAUAUCCACAGAGAUGUUAAACUUAGCCUGGAUGCUUGCUGUUAUCUGAAAACCGUGGAGGGAUCAGGACCAAUUUGUGAGCAGCCUAGCAGCAGCAGUAGCACUGCUCCCUGGGACCAAAGGCUAUGGGGGCUGGUGGAAGGCUCUUCAACCCCACACCUGGCACCUAUUCACAAUUAGCUGCUGCAGCGAGGGACUGGGGGUGGUUCAGAGGCUCUUCAGCAGGGUCCAUAAGGACUGGGGUUGGAAACAGAGAGACUAAAGUCUGAAUGUGGUGCUGCAGUGGUGAGAGAUUGCAUUCCCAAGGCACAGGCUAUGGCAUGUGAUCCUUACACUUUGAAGCAGGAAUCCCUAACUUGGAGAUGUUCAGCGAGCUGGAGAUUAGUCUGCCAGGCAGAGCUGGAGACCCAGAGCACCACACUGUUGCUGCUGCUAUGUACUGCACUAGCAAAUGCAGUCAUUGAGAAGAGUGCAAGAGCUCCCUCGGAUCAAGGGCACAGCCCACUCUUUCGUCAGAUUUCUAUGCUCGGCCCACCUUCAAAGUCAAUGAUCCAGGCUGGAAGACAAUGGAAGUGAAGCUGCAUCCUCGAAAAUACAGGUGUCUUCAUCCAUUUCCAGAGCAGACCUGAAACGGGAAGGACGGACAAGCUUCUCCUUGCUGUCUUUUGCUGAUCUCAUCUCUCAGUUUCACUAGAGCUGAUUUCAGGGAGAAGAAAUCUGAUAAUUCUUAAAGAGGAUUCUCACUUGGAAUGAGAAUAUUGCCAUCAUGAGCCAACAAGGCUAUGUUGCAGCUCCUCCAUAUUCCCAAUCCCAGCCAGGAAUAGGAGGCUUUUCUGCAGGUUUUGGAGCACCUAAUUCAUCGCUUCAUUAUGGGCAUUAUGGGGACCCUAACUCCUCAUACUCGGCACCUCAACCAGGUGUGUCAAAAUCAAAUGUGCCUUUUGGAUCUGCUCUUGUUGGGCCUCCGCCACUGCGUACACAUCAGUUCAGCCAGACCAACUUCCAAAAUGGGCCCAGCGCACCAGUUCAACAGCCACAUAGGUUUCAAGGCCCUCCACCUCCAAGCAAUGCGGGAUCUUCUUAUCCUUCCUACAAUCAGCAGUCACAACCAGCCUACCCAAAUACUGCAUCCACUUCAGCUACUGCACAACUUGCUAACCAGCUGAACAGCAUGCAGAUAACUAGCUAUGGUCCUGGAACUACUCCGAGCUCUCGCAUGUCUACUGGGCAUCCAACGUCUUUUCAGGGUCCGCAACCAGCGCAGCAGCAAAUGACUUUACCACCUGGAUCACAGGUUGCUCCACCAGCAAAUAAUGUUAAUGGCCUUUGUGCUCAACCAUCAUUGCCCCCUGUGCCCAGACAAGAUGGAAUCACUGGACCUGUUCCCCCAAAUCCUAGCUUGCAACAGCUUUCAGGACAACCUCCAGGGCCUGGAUAUCAUCCUCAGCAAGCAAACUAUGGUCCUCAGAUGGCAGGAUCUCAACUGUCUUAUCCUGGUGCUUUUCCUGGGGGUCCGGCACAGCUCCCAGGUCCACAGCAGAAGAAGCUUGAUCCUGACUCUAUUCCAAGCCCAAUUCAAGUAAUUGAAAGCGAUAAGGCUUCUAGGGGAGGGCAGAUCUAUGCCACGAACACAAGAGGACAAGUUCCUCCUCUGGUCACCACAGACUGCGUAAUCCAAGACCAAGGUCACGCCAGCCCUCGUUAUAUCCGAUGUACUACCUACUGCUUCCCAUCAUCUUCAGAGAUGGCCAAACAGGCUCGUAUUCCGCUGGCAGCUGUCAUCCAGCCUUUUGCUGUUGUUCCACCAAAUGAGACCCCUCUUUAUGUUGUAAACCAUGGUGAGACUGGACCAAUCCGAUGCAACCGGUGCAAAGCUUAUAUGUGUCCCUUCAUGCAGUUCAUUGAAGGGGGAAGAAGAUACCAGUGUGGAUUUUGCAGUUGUAUAAAUGAUGUCCCUCCAUUCUUCUUUCAACAUCUGGACCACAUAGGCCGACGGGUAGACCACUAUGAAAGGCCUGAGCUGUCCCUGGGAUCUUACGAAUAUGUUGCUACUUUGGAUUAUUGCCGAAACAACAAGCCUCCAAAGGCACCGGCAUAUAUCUUCAUGAUUGAUGUAUCGUACAGAAACAUAAAGAGUGGCCUUGUUAAACUCAUAUGUGAUGAACUGAAGACUCUACUAGAUAAACUUCCAAGAGAAGAAGAAGAAGAAUCCUCAGCAAUUCGAGUUGGUUUUGUCACUUACAACAAGGUCCUCCACUUCUUUAAUGUAAAAAGCAGCUUAGCUCAGCCUCAGAUGAUGGUGGUCUCAGAUGUUGGCGAAGUUUUUGUUCCUCUGCUGGAUGGUUUCCUUGUUAACUUCCAGGAAUCACAAUCUGUUGUUAUCAACUUGUUGGACCAGAUUCCAGAGAUGUUUGCUGACACUAAUGAGAGUGAGACCAUCUUCGCUCCUGUUAUCCAGGCUGGCAUGGAAGCGCUAAAGGCUGCAGAAUGUGCUGGAAAACUGUUUAUCUUCCAUUCUUCAUUGCCAACUGGUGAAGCACCAGGGAAGCUGAGAAACAGGGAUGACAAAAAACUACUCAAUACAGAUAAAGAAAAGACACUCUUCCAGCCCCAGGUGAAUUUUUAUGAGGCCUUAGCCAGGGAUUGUGUGGCUAAUGGCUGCUGUGUGAAUUUGUUCCUCUUCCCAAAUCAGUAUGUGGAUGUAGCUUCCAUGGGUCUUGUCACAAUGUACACUGGAGGAACGUUGUACAAGUACAACAAUUUCCAGCUCGAUGCUGACAGCCCGCGGUUCUUAAGUGACCUCAGGAAGGACAUUGGAAAGAAGACUGGAUUUGAUGCAAUCAUGAGAGUGCGGACAAGUACAGGCUUCAGAGCUACAGACUUUUUUGGUGCUAUUUACAUGAACAACACCACAGAUGUAGAGAUGGCAGCAGUUGACUGUGACAAGGCAGUGACCGUAGAGUUCAAACAUGAUGACAAACUGAAUGAAGACAGUGGAGCCUUAAUUCAGUGUGCUGUCCUGUACACAUCAGUAAGUGGGCAAAGAAGACUUCGCAUACACAAUAUUGGUUUGAAUUGUAGCUCCCAGUUACCUGAUGUCUACAAGACUUGUGAAACUGAUGCACUUAUCAACUUCUUUGCCAAGUCAGCUUUUAAAGCCAUUCUAAGCCAACCUCUGAAGACGGUCAGAGAGAUCCUGGUGAAUCAGACAGCUCACAUGCUGGCAUGUUACAGGAAGAACUGUGCCAGCCCCUCAGCCGUCAGCCAGCUCAUCCUUCCAGACGCUAUGAAGGUGCUGCCAGUGUACAUGAACUCCCUGCUGAAGAGCUGCGUGCUGGCUGGCAGACCAGAGAUCCCAACGGACGAGCGCACCUACCAGCGGCAGCUGGUCAUGGCCAUGGGCGUUGCUGACACGCAGCUGCUGUUCUAUCCCCAGCUUCUGCCAAUUCACAGCCUGGACUUGAAGAGUGAAGGUGUCCCAGCUGCUGUCCGCUGCUCUGAGGAACGGCUGUUGGAAGGAGGGGCCUUCCUGCUGGCCAAUGGGCUGAGCAUGUUCCUGUGGCUGGGGGUCAGCGCGCCCCCCGAGCUCAUCCAGGGGCUCUUCAACGUGCCAUCCUUUGCACACAUCAGCACGGAGGCCACAUCACUGCCUGACCUGGACAAUCCAUUUUCUAAGAAACUCAAGUCAAUACUGGAGCAUAUCCAGAGCCAAAAGCCCUACACUAUGAAGUUGAUGAUUGUGAAACAACGGGAGCAGCCAGAGAUGCUUUUCCGACAGUUCCUAGUAGAAGACAAGAAUAUUUAUGGAGGAGCUUCCUAUGUGGAUUUCUUAUGCUGUGUUCACAAAGAGAUCUGCCAGCUGCUCAGUUAAGAAAACGCAGUGUAAUUUGUCUAUUGUUUUGAUUUUGCAAGAGGGAUGGUCAUUGUGCCUGAAGGCUGGCCCAUAGCUCCACCCUGCCUGGGCAUUCUUCUGUGCUUUAGGGAACCUCUUCUGUGCUCUCCUUGUACAGUUUCAUUUCUCACAGCCUCUCUCAGAGUAUUUAGUUUCCUUACAAAGCUUUAGAAUAGGAUGUUCUGCGUUCAGGUAUUGAAUCUUCUGGGAGAGUGCUGACCCUUUCUCUGAGUUGAACUGCCACAUUCCAAACUGUCAAUGCUUAAAGCAUAUGGUAUGCAUUUAUUAAAAAUAAUUUGGAAAACUCUAAUAAUUAUUCCUUUUGCUACUCACAAGCUGUACAACAGCCAGGAAAGAUGCUAUACAGAAGAAGAAAAAAAUUCAGACCAUUGCUUUUUCUAAGUGAGGACAUCCAGCUGAAUCAGUAAUGCAGAAAUCAUGUUGUUCAAUCUGAGUACUUCCAAGUCCUUGACGUAAAGCUAAUCUCUAAAAAAAUAAUCCCUUUUUUCCUGGAAGGGACAAGCAUUACUCUCUACAGAAACAGAGCUCUGGGUAACCUUCCACAUGCAGGCUUAUCCAGGACACACAAAUGCCUCAUUUUUAUAACUGGACUUAAUUAGAAGUUCAAGAAGAAUGGACCACAGGAAGAAGAGUAAUCAACCAAUCAUUUUGCUAAAUUUGGCUGAUAAUGCCACGCGAUUAUGCUACAAUAGUCUUAAAGGCAGGAAUUAAUUUAGCUUACAAUUUAAUUACAUUUUCAGAAUUGAACAUUAGGUCUUAUUUAGUACAUUUGCUAACUGGAAUAUUCUCAAUACAACUUAGAUAAAACAUCUAUCCCCCAAAAUUUCAGUGGCAGGUCAGCUGUGUGCCAGCUGACAUACCAACCAAAGAUUACUUGUAGUGCUAUAAAAUGUGACAGUGACUCCUCUCACAUGGCUGAUUUAUUCAACAGUCACUGCUUUGAAAAAAUAAGCCUCUGCUAAUAAAUAUGAAUGUUUAAUUAGAAUUUAGAAAGCCAGAGUCUUUGAAGAGCUGUUUACCUCAGAUUACAUCAGUGGGUAUCUGUAGGAACGAUGCCUCUGCACAUUCGAACUUUGGCAAACCUGAAAAGUUAUUGUUUCAGAAAUCAGUGUUUCAAAGAGACCAAAAACCCUCAAAAGUAAAUAUAAGAGUUGGGCCUCAUAAAAAAGUAAAAGUGCCUUUAAUAAUGUUAGUAUCGCUACUUAGUGUUUUUAAUUAAAUUUUAAUAAUCAAAAUAAGCAAUCUGGAUGCAUAUUUUUUAAUUUCACAGCUUACCAAAACAGUUCUAUCCUUUGGCAUUGACUGAGAGCUCUUAAAAUAAAGUGGCUAAAUAAGUGGCUCUAUUACAAAAAGAUCCUCAGACUCAAUUCAGCUGCCACGACAAGCACUUUUUAGCUGAAGAUGUUACCCUGUAAAAAGAAUUUGUUGCCAUUCCUAAUCAGUUUACUUUGUAAAAUGACACCAGCAACUAUGUGUAAAGAAAUAAGCAAUUAUUAAAUGUAAUCAUAACGUG
Molecule: messenger RNA, 5497 nt
Organism: Apus apus (common swift)
Lineage: Eukaryota; Metazoa; Chordata; Aves; Apodiformes; Apodidae
Gene: SEC24D
Product: SEC24 homolog D, COPII coat complex component
Exons: 26
Coding region: 838-3942 (1034 amino acids)
Biological process (GO): intracellular protein transport; COPII-coated vesicle cargo loading; endoplasmic reticulum to Golgi vesicle-mediated transport
Cellular component (GO): endoplasmic reticulum exit site; COPII vesicle coat
Molecular function (GO): SNARE binding; zinc ion binding
Source: RefSeq, a predicted model, not a curated record